AUGAUAAACCUAAAGCUCUUAACUUUAUGGGUUUUAACUGUCCUCUGUUCUUCACACAUCUCCUCUGCUUCCGAUAGUUUCUUCAUCAACUGUGGGUCGCCGGAAAAUGCAACCCUCAACAACAGAACCUUCGUCUCCGACAGCAAUCUACCUACCGAAAUCGUCGAUUCAACGCAAGGAAUCUCUCUCGAAACCACCGAUUCGAAUUCCCUUCCUUCAGGCGACGAAUCGACUCUGUUCGAGACGGCGAGAGUCUUCUCCGACGAAUCAACUUACAAAUUCCCGAUCAAACAACACGGAUGGUUCUUAAUCCGCCUCUACUUCUUCCCCUUCGUCUCACCUUCUCGAGAUCUCACCGCAGCUAAGUUCUCCGUUUCCGCUCAGAACUUCACUCUGAUCAGAGACUACAAACCCUCGAAGACCUCUCUCGUCAAGGAAUACACUUUAAACAUCUCAACAGAUCAUCUCUCCCUCGAAUUUCGUCCCAAGAUCGACUCUUUCGCAUUCAUCAACGCCGUGGAAGUUUUCAAGCUCCCGGAGAAUCUCCUUCCCGAAGAAGCAGGACUCAUUGCUACACAGAAGAAUCUCAAGCUCAGGACUCACGCGAUUGAGACCGUCUCUCGGAUAAACAUGGGGAAUCUGAGCGUGACUCGAGAUCAAGACAAGCUAUGGAGGCGAUGGGAUUCUGAUUCCGCGUUUAUCGGAGAAGCCCAUUUCGGUAUGCCUGUGGAAAACCUCAAAGCUGUGAACUUUACCGCCGGCGGUGGUGGAAUAACGGAAGACGUUGCUCCGGUUUACGUCUACGGAACCGCGACGAGGUUGAAUUCAGAGAACAAUCCAAACACGAACGCGAAUCUAACUUGGAACUUCAGAAUCGAGCCUGGCUUCGAUUACUUUCUCCGGUUUCACUUCUGCAACAUCAUAGUCGAUCCGUUUGGGUUCGAGCGGCAGAUAAGUUUCGACAUUUAUGUGAACUCUGAGAGAGUUGAGACUGUUGACAUGACUGAGGUCGCGAA
Molecule: messenger RNA, 1016 nt
Organism: Microthlaspi erraticum
Lineage: Eukaryota; Viridiplantae; Streptophyta; Magnoliopsida; Brassicales; Brassicaceae
Source: the annotation of a GenBank genome assembly